UGGUUGCACCGGGAUGAUGCACGCCUAUGACGCGGUUUGCUUUUCUAAAGGAGCGAAUUGAUCAUCGGCCAAACCCGCACAAUGUGGACCAUGUAAAUUCAAAUGGCAGGGUUAUUUGCUGGCUCAGCGUGGAUAAAAAGCAUUACGAGCCAGUAGCUGCAUCUAGAUGCUCAAAAUCAAUGCUGUCUGAGCUGAUUCGAUACUCGAUGCGCUGUCAAACUAAUAGCACGAAAGUAUGAACUUGGGACAGUGUUUUAUGAAGAAACUCCAGGCUGGGAUGGAAUACAGUGGUCUCCUUGGUGUCGAGACAGUCGUUUCAUCGGAUACCGAAACGAACGGCUUCAAAAAAACAUUCCAUCUGGAUUACGUAACUCAGCGACUUCCUGGCGAAUAGGGUGUUCGAGUUACCUAUGCGAUCGAAAUCGUUUUCGUCCAAUUCGCCCGAGGGAAAUACCGAGGGAAUCGUGAAGGAGGCUCGGACGGGUGCAGAAACUGCGACUUCAUUCAAUAAUCUGCUGUCUGAAUAUGUACAAAGCACCAGCGUUCAGCCGCAAGUCUGUGCCAGUAAUGUUGGUGAUGGAAGUAUCCUUCUGAAAGCCACCAUUAGCCCUUUUCCUCCGCUUACCAGUCUGGUAACCGAGGAGGACUGGCUGAAGAUUGUGCAGAAGGUGAAGAACAUCAUGCACAUGCGUUCUCGUGCCGACGAUUCUAUGCCGCAGAACUCAGUCACGGAAGGUAGUUCGAAGACUCCUCCUUCGGAUAGUGGUACCAACAAUCUUGUCGAUCCCAUUAAGGAGUCACCUCCAGCGUCACCAGAGAGGUGGUCAUUUUCUCCAACCGAUGCUUCAUCUCCAUCGUCAUCGAGAUGUGAAGCGAAAAAUGCAACGGGUCGACGCCCGCUGAAAGUACGCUUUCAUCGUCUCGCUGAUGAUGAAUAUGAAGUAGUUGAAAAUGCCACGGCCACAUGCUCCGAAACAUCUGAAAGUACUAGUAGGCUCUCACAAAGGAGGAUCUCCGAAGCGAAUGAGUCGACGGACAGGAAGGUUCAUAAAAAGACCAAGAAGACCAAGAAGCGUCGUGUAUCGCAUGAAUCCAGCAACGUUGCUUACAUGAUUGAUGAAAGCCAUCUUGUUGAGAAUCGAAACCCAAGUAGCGGCUCGUCGAGUUUUGUUAACGGGAAUGGAAGUGAACUUGCUACUAAUGGAGAUGUGCAUGUUGAAGAUCUCAACUGCUCACUUUCAAAAACGGAGAAGGUUGAAAACAGUAUGAAUGCUAUGGCAACUUGGCCGAGUAGAAGUGUCGAAACAUAUGGUAGGGGUGACGGAAAAGUGGAGGCUUUUGUGACUCAUCAUAUCUGGAAAAAAAAGCAAAGGCGCGGCGAACCCGUGGUGAAAACAUCGUAUGUGAGGCGCCAAGGCACUCCAGUAUCUUGUACCGUAUACUUGAGAAGCGCGUGUAAAUCAUCCUGUCCGAGUGCGGUUAAGCAUAGUGCUGUUGUUCCUCGUCGUAAUUUCGAGAGGGAUCGUGCUAGCUACUCUGCCCCUCCAGACUCCUCUAUUCGCCUCUACGAUCGUGUUCGAGCAACUAAAAGUGCUUCACCACAAAGAGUCCGCCAAAGCCGCUACUGGCCGGUGUAUGACGAUGAUGACAAAAUUCUACUUUCUCCUUUCAUGCAUACCAGGUCGAAAGAUCCAAGUGGGCCUUUGGUGAAUGGACUAUGCAUCGUCAAAAAAGAGGAAGAGAGUAGUGAUGAGCCAUACUUUCAAGCAAUAAUGCCUUCGGUGGUCGAGAAUAGGGAGAAGUUGCAGCAAGCCCCAAUAAAGGUUAUCAAGACCGAAUGUGAGGAUAGUGACUACAGCACAUUUCACAACUCCGUUUCCUCCAACGAUAUUGGCAAAGGUGAUCAUGAGCAAACGGCAAGACUGGCACGUCGACGAUCGUCACAGAGCCGGCCAAAAAAGGUGCGUCCACGUGCAGGAAGACGUACUGGUGAGCGCGUCGCUUCAGACGAAGAGAUUCCUCCUGAUGCUCGCACAUCCGAUUCAACGUCACCUUCUAAUUUGCCUGUAAGUGCGGAGCCAAAGGUGUUAUCUUCGCAGUACGCUCGUGAGCACCUUGAGAAUCAAGAUGAAACGGAUGACUUGCCAUUGUUUGAUGAUAACGUCGACAUCCCCAGCGAGCAUCUAUCCGCUGAUACCGAUAACAGCUCUGCUAAUGACGGCUUAUGCAUUGCUGAAGACGAACCACUUUUCAACAAGAACGAAGCUUCGUCUGUUGAACCGAAGGAGUGUGGUGAUGCUCGAGUUUCCAAAGGAGGAAAGUGUGAAAUAAAGAUCAAAUCUGAGCCCGUGGCGUAUGAAGAGGAUCAGUCACUUGCGGUCCAAGUUUAUCGCGCGGAUGAUGCUGCAAGAGAAGCAGUGAACGAGAACGGAGAUGAAUCUUCACCAGCUGAUGAACAAAGAGGGGUACCGAAUCAGCCAGUGGACCCGAACACGAGUUACAGAUAUGCAUUGCGUUAUAUAGCACUGGUUACUGAGGUGAAUACGCACUGAUUGUUUUAGGUAUAAGAUGUGGUCGAAUGCUUACAAGACUUUUCGCAUGGAGCCGUUCAUGAUAUCUCCCGAUGGCGCAAAGGUGCCUCAUUUUGUUCACUAUUCUAAGCGAGCUGUCAGGGAUGUGCGAUACCUGACCAGAGAUGAUAAGUGCUUUGUGAAGCUCGGUGUCAAGUACGAAGUUGCUGUUGCGAAUCCGCCUAAGGAACCUAAUGAACGUAACUGGAAGGAAAUUUUUGUGGGUGAUGUGCUCUGGGUGCGCUGGAGGAAGAAUGAGUAUUGGCCUGCAACCGUUUAUAGCAUCUCAGACACUGCACCUGUGAAGGUUACUGUGCUAUGGAUCAACGACAAGACUCAAAGUACGGUCGAUUACACUCAAGUGGACUCCUUUGACAUGGCUUUUCAUUUUAGAUAUGAUGCUCGCCGCAGUGAUCCAAAAUACGUGAAAGCAGUAGCGAGAGCUCUUCGACUGAUGGGCAAAAUGGGUUUUUGGGAAUGUCACAUCACUGCAAAAGUUUACGAUGAAAUCGUUAAAGAAGAGGGAGAGUCGUUCUGUCGUCACAUUCUUCCCGAAGAGUUGAGAAAAAUCAAGGAGAAGUCCAAAGUGCCAAAACUGGCGAAGGAAACGAAGAAAGAGGACUUGACGAAGUUGCAGAGAAGUGAGGAACUCCUGCAAGCUCUUCAGGCUGCUCAUUUCAUCGACAACUACCAUCGUUCACCUGUAGUCGGUAACGCUCUUCCGUUGACACAGCAGAUAGUUGACGAUUAUCAGGGAAGCAAGGAGUACGCUAAAGGAAACCUGGAUCCCUUAUUUGAACGCGGUACCAAGUUGUCUUUUGAUGAAGACGUCAAGGUAUUCAGCAUUGAUACGGAGGUCAUGGGAUCGAACGAGAUCGUGCAGUGGGAUGGUGAUAACGGAGUGGCUGAACCCUAUGAGGCGAGAGACGCUUUCGCGUGUAAUGAUGCUCAGACUGAUGAUGGCGAAGCCGCCAUAUCUAACGCAAAUGAUUUUGUUGGCGAGACAAAAGAAGAGUGUCCUCAGCCGUUUUCGGAGAUAGAUGCUCUUCGUCUGACGAAUCCGGAGAAGUUGCCGCCGAAGAAAAGGCAUGGAAUUCGCUCGGUCACGCCGAAGCCGAUGCUGAAGAAGAAGCGCCUGUGAAUGGUUGCCUGUAAUUACUGCCCAAGACCUGUCAAUUGGAGAGAUUGUGCCUUGUGAAUAAAGCUAAGCUACAUCACUAAGUUAGGUACAAAGCAUUUCAAAUGUUAUCGCUUUUUCGCUGUCCUAAAUAAAUUUUAGGUGGUAUUUGGACUAGCAACAUGAUCUUAUUAUGUACGAGUAUCGUUUUGUUCAAAUUAUUCUAUCCAAAUGUACCGGUCUUUUUUUUGUGUCGUUGUUGUUUACACCAUUUUGUCUCGUAUUGUCUUUGCGCCUGCCUUUCUUUCGUAAUAAUAUUCGCCUCAAUGUGUCUGUAAUAAUCUAUAGCCAUAAAGUGUCGUAGCUAUUGUCGAGAUUUUUUUUUUGGUUUGGUGUAUGUUAGCCAUUGAUCGGUUUUCUCUGUUCAUUUGCUUUGGUCACUUUGUGACAUUUUUUCCUCAAAGGUAUUCAAGAUCUCCAUAGAAUUGAUUUAGUUGUCACUUUUCUUGGUGAUGUAGCGAUCAUGUAUGUUCAUUGUGCUCCAU
This is a messenger RNA of Cylicocyclus nassatus, 4232 nucleotides long. The record is from the annotation of a GenBank genome assembly. NCBI's taxonomy places the organism in Eukaryota, Metazoa, Nematoda, Chromadorea, Rhabditida, Strongylidae.